Molecule: messenger RNA, 739 nt
Organism: Polyodon spathula (Mississippi paddlefish)
Lineage: Eukaryota; Metazoa; Chordata; Actinopteri; Acipenseriformes; Polyodontidae
Gene: nudt2
Product: nudix (nucleoside diphosphate linked moiety X)-type motif 2
Exons: 3
Coding region: 95-733 (212 amino acids)
Biological process (GO): AMP biosynthetic process; ATP biosynthetic process
Molecular function (GO): bis(5'-nucleosyl)-tetraphosphatase (asymmetrical) activity
Source: RefSeq, a predicted model, not a curated record
CUUGCAUGACGAGUAGACUUCCCCCCUUCAUUCAGGAAGCGGUCUGGUUGGUGUGCUGUUUAUUUGCAUUUCUGAUCAUUAUUUAAUCGCGUUUAUGCUGCCCGGCAUUCGCUUGUGUGCAUGUACCUUUGCACCAUCGUGUAGCUUGCCGUGGCCGGGGUGCUCGCAGGUUCUGGGAAGGCGUUCUGAUUCGGUCCAGUGUUGUCAAAGGCUGGCAGGCACUCCAGGGCUCCUCUUGACCCCAGACUGUUUCUCUGUCUUCUGUAGUUUGCUGAGGGUUAUGGCUUUAAGGGCAUGCGGCCUCAUCAUAUGCAGAAGGCUGAGUGGGAGUGCACUGAAGAGGGGAGAGGAAGUAGAAUUCCUGCUGCUUCAGACCUCUUAUGGGAAACAUCACUGGACUCCCCCCAAAGGACACGUGGACCCCGGGGAGGAUGACCUGCAGACCGCUCUGAGGGAGACGCAGGAAGAGGCGGGGCUGGGGGUGGAGCACUUCCGCAUUCUGGAGGGCUACAAGAAGGAGCUGCGCUACAUGGUGAACAGCCAGCCCAAGACUGUGGUGUACUGGCUGGCGGAGCUGUGCGACAGCGGCACUUCAGUCCGUCUGUCCGAGGAGCACCAGGAUUACCGCUGGCUGGGGGUGGAGGAGGCUUGCCAGCUCUCAGAGUAUAAGGACUUGCAGGAAGCCUUGAGAGAGGCACACAGCUUUGUACUGAACAGACAAGAGCCACUCUGAUCUACA